AAAUGUUUUCAUUGUUGGCAGUGCUGGGCACCGAGGCUCCUGCUCUGCGUCUGAGGGUGCUGCCAGCCUGGAUCCGUGCAUUGUGUCCCCGGAGGUGACUGAGCCAAGCAAAUGCCCACAGGAAGCCAGGGGCCCAGAAGGUUCUCCACUGCCCCGCCCACCAGUGCCCUGGGAGCAGGCGUGCCCCUCCGCCUCCAUGCCCUUUGCCCAGGGCCCCCUGGAAGCUUGCCUGGCAAGCCCAGUAGCAACACCUGAAGAUUGGCCCCUCAUUCAACACCCCAGGAGGGAACCUUCCCCAGAUGCCCGUGGGGAGGCCCCCAAAGCGUCUGUCCCUGAAGGGGGCAGUUCUACUCAGUGCAGCGUGGACGCUGUCGUCCCCAGUGCCGGGCACACAUUGUCUGCCUCCAGCCGCACUGACCAGUCGCCGGGGGUUUCACCAGCACCUCCCCAAGAGCUGAGGAAAGGACAGCUGUGUGAAAAAGAUGGCCAGCCUGGUGAUUUCGAGUCCCAAGGGAAUGAGGCUGCAGGUGGCCUUCCCCUGGCAGAGUCCAGGCAGGGGGCGGCUCCUGUGCCAGAGGCCCCGCAGGCCCCUGCUGCCGCUCAGCCAGGCAGGGCGAGCUCACCUGCCCUGGAGGAGUGCCCCGCAAAACCUGAGACCCCGACUCCACCAGAGCCAGCCCCCGGAGCCUCAGGCAGAGACGGAUGCCAAGUGGAGGUGCCGCCUCAGGCUUUCGCCGCCAGCUCGGGAUUCCUCGGGGCCUGCCAUGCCACCAGGGGCCCUGCAGGGGCUGCCCAGGAAGCCGACACAAAUUCCCAGGAAAGCAGCCAGCAGCAAAUGGGAGCCCAUCUGACGCACGUCGAGCUGCCCUGGGAUUCACAGAGUCCUGGCCCGGCACCCAGGGCCGGGGGCUCUGGGAAGGAGACCGUGGGGGCCGGCGGUGCUCAGGGUCGCUGGCAGGCAGGGGACCCGGGAAGCGAGCCCAGCACAGCUGUCCCUUCCGUAGCAGGCAACCAGCCCGGAGGGGCUUCGCUUGAGAGCACAGAGCCCUCCCCACGAGCCCUGAUGGAGGACACACGUCCAGCUUCAGGCUCCACCUUAUCACCAGCUGCUCAGGCCUCUGCUGCUGCAGAAGGAUCCAGCUGGUUGACCCAGGAGGUGGUUUCCGGGGCUGAGAUGCCAGUUCUUACGGAUCUGGCCAAAGAGUUAGCAGAUGCAGGGUUGGCAGGACGGGAGAAGCUCGCAUCUGAUCUCAGAAGGGAGGGAGAGGGUCUAGGAGAGAACUGUGCAGAGGGUCCUGCCCCUUUGCCCCAGGACGACAGGGGAGAGGUCUCAAUGAGGGACCAGAAAAUCCAACAAGGAGUACUGUCCCCUGCCCCAACCAGUGUAUCAGACGAAAGGGCCAGAAGCUCACUAGGGUCGAAGGAUGAAGCCAUGAUCCCCGAAAGCCCAGCUGUGGCUGAGGAGAAGAGCAGACUAUCGGAGGCAAACUCUAGGGGACAGGAAGAAGUCCCAGAGGCACUUGACAGUAGAGAUCCUGAGAAGCCCUGGGGAGAGCAACCUGGGGCCUUAGGCUGCAAGCCCAGCCUGGAGGUGGAAAAAGAGGAGGUUUCAGAGCUAAGCCAUGAUGUGGACAGCAAAGUGCAUUCCGGCACUGACUCAGCACAGCCACCCAGAAAGGAGGGUCCCGGGCACACCGAUUGGCCUGGCUCUCCAUCAGAAGACACAGUGUGGAGCUCAGUGACCUGUGGGAUGAUGGGAGAAGCCCAUGGGGUCCAUGCCUCUGGCUCACUGCACAAGCUCCCCGAGAAGGAUCUCGCCCUGCCCCCUGGGCCAGAUGGAACUGGUGAACACAUUCUUCCCAGAGAAGCUGCCUGGGAGGGGCCAGGAUUGCAGACCCAGUGUCCCGACACCCUUCGGGACGCGGGGGGAUUAGAAAGAAUAGACUAUCUUCCUGCUUUAGAAACUGAGAAAUCAGGUUUCCUGUCAACUUCCGCGGCAGAGGUCAUCCCCAAAGCCCAGGAGGCGGAGAGCCCAUCUGACACAAAGAUGAGGAGCCGCCCAUCUGCGCAGAGGCCCAGCAGCUGUGCCAGGGAGGGCUUGCUGACAUCCCCGGGCCAACCUUGUGGGCUGGGGCGUGAGGCAGCUGGUCAGGAAAUCCAUGCUGAUGGGCCAUAUUCCCCCGAGGGGGAGAAUUUGGCAGUGGACUGUGGGCUUACGAUGCUCAGCCUGGAGCAAGAUCAGCAGGGAAACCCGUCCUGCCUAAGGGAAAACUGGACACAAGUAGCUGCUUCUGAGGGGCCCCCGGUAUCUUCUGAGAACCGUCUCCAGCCAUUGCAAUCAGAACCAGAAGCAUCCAUGUCUGACAUGCUCGGGGAGAAGCCCCAGCAGUGUGAAAAUGAGAAAGAGACUUAUGCAGGUGGUUUAGGCUUUAAGAACCUAGACACAGAUGCUUCUCCAACCCACCUACCUGUGGAACCUCUGGCAGAUGUGUGCUUGCCCACUCACGGGAGAGAGGAACAAGCUUCCAGAUCAGAACGUCACGGGGAGCUCCCCAAAGGCAGCCUGUCUGAUGCGCCCGGUUCGGCUCCCAGGGACGUGGUUCCAGAGAGUCCUGCGACAGAGCAGCCAAAACUGUCAGCAGCAAUAGGACCUGAGUUGUCUGCGCAAGGGCAGAAUGAGCAAGAGGGAGAAUGCAGUGACAGCCUGCCUUCCAGAGUCUUGCCGCCUGCAGCAGAGGCCUCAAAAGACUCUCCUCUUGCAGGUCACUUGGGCAGAGAGGAGAGUUGCUGUGCACAGCAGGGGCCCAACAAGUCCCAGCAGGAACUGGCAGAUGGGUCGCGAGCCAGCAGCCAGCAUGAAGAAGCAUGUCUCAGGGAUGCAGAACUUUCUGAAGCAGCUGACGCUCAGCCCCCGCUCCAGGGGUUGGGUAAGACAGAGAAGGCAAGUGGGAACACAGUGGGGACCCCACCUUGUCGGCCUGACUCAGUCGCUCUCCUGGAUGCGGCUCACGGCCCGCCAGGCCCGGCGCCUGCCAGCCUUAGAGGCACACCCAGCCAGGAUGCCCCAGACAGAGAGGCGUAUGGGGAGACGCAGGGAGGCAGGCAGCAACCUGUGCCGGCCCCACAGAAGGACAUGGAGCACCCCACCGCCUCGGAUGCGGAGGCCCCAAGGCUCCUUGGAAGUUUCGCAGCGGCAGAGGAUCGAGGUGCAGAUGGUGGGGCUGCCGAGACUGCUGGGAAUGCUGAGGAAGGGGACCUGGGGGUGCAGCGGGCUCUGGAGGGGCCUGCAGAAGCUUCUCUGAGUGGUGGCUCCCUUCAGACUGAGCAGCACGCCUCCCCUGAGAAGGAAGCUUCUACCUUUGCCCGGGGUGAGCCAAGCCAAGCAGAGCAGCUUUCGGCCGGCGGCCAGGGGGCCUUGUUACCAGCCGGAGAGCUGGGGGGGAUUCCCAGGAGCAAGGUGGAUAUUCCUGCAGCCCAGGCUGUCCCCAACCCAAAGAAACCCCUGCCACCUGGGCCACCAGAAGAGGCUACUCCAGACACUCCUUACCUGCAUAUAGAUGGUGCUGCCGGGAAGGGGGCAGGCCCUUGUCCCAUAGAAGAGCCCCUGCCGGCCUUGGAAAAUACCACCUCCAUGAAGCUUUCCGCUGGCCUGCUUGCCCCUCUCUCACAACCAGGGGCGGCCAGCGGGGAGGUCUCUGUGGUGCAAGCAAGCAGUGGAAGCCCCAGAGCUGGAAACGCUGAGGGACCCGCGGACUCCAUCCCCUACCUGGACAGGGCGCUGCUUCUGACCAAGAGUAAGCAGAUGACAGGGGAGGAGGAGGAGGAGGAGGCCAGAGCUCCUGGUGCAGACCCGGAGCCCGGUGGGCCACCAGCGCGCCCCGCCAGCGAGGAAAGCAUGGCAGGUGAAGCAGCAAAGGAGCCAGAGGGCUUCAGGGAGAGGAUGAUAGAGCCUUCCAAGGAUCCGAGGAGGGGCGCCUCGGGUGGUGUGGACGCAAGCUCCAAGCAGAUGGGCAUGAUCACUGGGUUCCCUGACUUCAGGGAGCACAUCACCAAGAUCUUUGAGAAGUCUGUGUUCAGAGCCCUGACCGCUGAUCGGCCCCAGAGUGCGGCGGGAGCCGAGGGGAGUGUGAGGGGCAAGGACCUCGUGGGGCCACACCCAGAGAAGCCUCCAGAUGGGGCUCAAGGAGUGGCCAUCGCCCCUCUCCCCGACCUUCCUGCUGGACUCGGGGUGGAUGCAAAGGAGAAGAAGCAAGAGUUGCCUACAGAGGCUGAGCUCCCCUGUCUGGUUCCCCAGGAUCCCGCUCCAGGAAGGCCGCCGGGUCUGGCGGCACCAGCCGCAGAGCCAAACCUGCCAGGUGCUGGCGUGGGGAAGGAGAUGACCGGUGUCCCACAGACUGCGCAGGAGAGUGAGAAGCCAGAGGGGGCUGGGGAGGCCGGGCUGGGGCUUGGAGGCCAGGCCCCCUCACAUCAGGGCGGGGGCCAGCAGGAACUAGCCUUGGGUCCUUCCCUGCCCGCAGCUGUUCUGGAGACUCCCGUGGAAAAAGCUGCGGGCUUCCAGGUGGAUCCCCAGAGCCACCGAGAAGGGGCCUCGGUUCCAGAAGACAGAAUUGCUCCUGGGAUAUACCCCCAGGAGACAUCCACUGGCGACAGUCAACCCAGAGAGGAUGGUGCCUGGGGCUUUGCUCACACAGGGGGUCCGAGUGACAUGCCAGUGUCCACCUCUGCCCUGACAGCAUCUUCUCCCCAUGGGGGUGUUGCGACUGUGGCCGAGGCCAUCCGUGAGCCCUGGACCCCCGACACCGUCGGGGGGGAGCAGAGGUGUGGAGGUGGAGCUCCUGAGCUACAGGCUGAGCCAGCAGGAGCCACUCCCAUAGAGCCCGGCUCGGUGGCAGGAGCUGCUGGGGAAGCGGAGGGUGACGUCACCUCGAGCACAGCUGAGACCGGGGCGCGUGUGGCUGGUGACCCGCCCGAGACAGGUACUACGAGGAUGUUCUCUGGUGCUGCUCAUGGGGACGCAGGCUGCUCUGCUGGGGCCCCAGGCACGGAGGAUGCAGCCACUCUGCGAGGGGCCAGCCCGGCCAUGCACCUGCUGGCUGAGGAGCAGCCCAGGCCUGAGCCCCCCACUCCUGCUGGGGGCGGGAAGCUGCGAGUCUCUUCACCUCCGGAACCUGACGAGCUUCGGGACCCGAAGCCCCAAACCCUGGCUCUGGGAGUGCUCCACCCUGAAAGAAGAAGCUCUGGGCCUGGCCCAUCCACCUUACCUUCAGUUCCUGAGAAGGAUGCUCCAGAUGCCCCAGGCGAGGUCACCUCAGAUGAGGCCAGAAGUGCGGGAGGAGCAGAAAGGUCACAUGUAGCGGGUGACGUCAUCCAGCCAGCUAUCCUUGAGGACCCGGAAAACCCACCGUUAGCUGCCUCUUCACACCAUGGUGAUGCCAUCAGCCAGGUCUCCAGGGAUCUGACAGCCCAGAGGUACAUGGGGGCUGGGUCUGCAUUUGGUGGUGAGACCCCGGGGCCCAGGCCCUGCGGCUGCCUCCCUCCUCUCCCCUCCCCUCGCCUGCUCACCCACCCCUACCUGGGUCUACAUGCCCCUCCUACACAGGGCUAG
This is a messenger RNA of Leptonychotes weddellii (Weddell seal), 5605 nucleotides long. The record is from RefSeq and is a predicted model, not a curated record. NCBI's taxonomy places the organism in Eukaryota, Metazoa, Chordata, Mammalia, Carnivora, Phocidae.